Molecule: messenger RNA, 2560 nt
Organism: Phacochoerus africanus (Common warthog)
Lineage: Eukaryota; Metazoa; Chordata; Mammalia; Artiodactyla; Suidae
Gene: SMARCE1
Product: SWI/SNF related, matrix associated, actin dependent regulator of chromatin, subfamily e, member 1
Exons: 11
Coding region: 186-1484 (432 amino acids)
Biological process (GO): negative regulation of DNA-templated transcription
Cellular component (GO): SWI/SNF complex
Molecular function (GO): nuclear receptor binding; nucleosomal DNA binding
Source: RefSeq, a predicted model, not a curated record
AAGAGAGUCUGGUUGGGCUUGGAAAGGAAUUCAGAAGAGUGUUGAAAGUGCGAGUGCGGAAGCUCCGGACGCGAGGGGCGGGGCGUGCGCGGGACAAAGGGAAGCGAGGCCGGAGCUGCGGGCGCUUUUUCUGCCCGCGGUGUCUCAGAUUCAUUCUUAAGGAACUGAGAACUUAAUCUUCCAAAAUGUCAAAAAGACCAUCUUAUGCCCCACCUCCCACCCCAGCUCCUGCAACACAAAUGCCCAGCACACCAGGGUUUGUGGGAUACAAUCCAUACAGUCAUCUCGCCUACAACAACUACAGGCUGGGAGGGAACCCGGGCACCAACAGCCGGGUCACGGUAGGAGAAUCAACUAUUACAGCAUCCGGCAAACAACUGGAAUUGACCAGAAAUGCCUUCAGAGCAUCCUCUGGUAUUACGAUUCCAAAACCCCCAAAGCCACCAGAUAAGCCGCUGAUGCCCUACAUGAGGUACAGCAGAAAGGUCUGGGACCAAGUAAAGGCUUCCAACCCUGACCUAAAGUUGUGGGAGAUUGGCAAGAUUAUUGGUGGCAUGUGGCGAGAUCUCACUGAUGAAGAAAAACAAGAAUAUUUAAACGAAUACGAAGCAGAAAAGAUAGAGUACAAUGAAUCUAUGAAGGCCUAUCACAAUUCCCCCGCAUACCUCGCUUACAUAAAUGCAAAAAGUCGUGCAGAAGCUGCUUUAGAGGAAGAAAGUCGACAGAGGCAGUCUCGCAUGGAGAAAGGAGAACCUUACAUGAGCAUUCAGCCUGCUGAAGAUCCAGAUGAUUAUGAUGAUGGCUUUUCAAUGAAGCAUACAGCCACUGCCCGUUUCCAGAGAAACCACCGCCUCAUCAGUGAAAUCCUCAGUGAGAGUGUGGUGCCAGACGUCCGGUCUGUUGUCACAACAGCUAGAAUGCAGGUCCUCAAACGACAGGUCCAGUCCUUAAUGGUUCAUCAGCGAAAGCUGGAAGCUGAACUUCUUCAAAUAGAGGAGCGACAUCAGGAAAAGAAGAGGAAAUUCCUGGAAAGCACAGAUUCAUUUAAUAAUGAACUUAAAAGGUUGUGUGGUUUGAAAGUAGAAGUGGAUAUGGAAAAAAUUGCAGCUGAAAUUGCACAGGCCGAGGAACAGGCUCGCAAAAGGCAGGAGGAAAGGGAGAAAGAGGCAGCCGAGCAAGCCGAGCGCAGCCAGAGCAGUAUCGUUCCUGAGGAAGAGCAAGCAGCUAAUAAGACGGAAGAAAAGAAGGAAGACGAGAGCAUGCCAGUGGAGACAGAGGAGACACACCUGGAAGAAACGACAGAAAGCCAGCAGAACGGGGAAGAAGGCACGUCUACUCCUGAGGACAAGGAGAGCGGGCAGGAGGGGGUGGACAGUAUGGCAGAGGAAGGGACCAGUGACAGUAACACUGGCUCGGAGAGCAACAGCGCAACCGCGGAGGAACCACCAACGGAUCCCGUACCAGAAGACGAGAAAAAAGAAUAAAUGUUGCCUUGUUUUAUGUGUUCUAAAUACUUUUUUAAAUGAAAAAAUGUUUUUUGCGUUUUAACGGUGUUAUGUGGUUUGUGUAUAUAAUAGUCUUCUUGUCCAUAUCACACCACCAAAGGCUUUUGGACCAUUUAGCAUCAUGAGCUGAAUGGCACGGUCCCCCUUCUUAAGCGGUUGUGAAGGUGGUUCCCUUCUUGGGGUCUUGUGUCUAGCCCUCUCAACUGCUGAAGCCUCAGAAUGUACAUUAAUUGAGAAAAUGCCCACCUCUCUUAGAGAAUCAAUGCUGCAGCGUCUCCUCUUACAAAUGCCUUCCUACAGCUCACCUGGGUGCUCACCAAAGCCAUAGCUUGAACGCGUCCCAGCCCCCUUCAGCAGCUCCCUGCAGGUUCCCCUCCUGUCUGCGUCCAGAGUAGCUUCUUAAGAACGUAAUCAUGUGUGAGUAUGGAUUUGUUCCCGUGCCCUUUUUUCUUUUUAAUCAAUGUCAGCUACCAAGAGUUGUGUUAAGGUGUUGAGUGUACCUACAACCACACUUGGAGUGUAUUGAUCCAGAGGUAGUCUCCAUAGUUAGAGUCGUUCCUGGCUUACGAAACAGUCGUUAAAGUGAACAUGGCUCAUGCACACGUAACUGUACUGCCUUUUGUUACAAUUAAUAGUGGAUAUGGUCUGGUGAAUUCAUCUCUAUUGUACAGGGGCGGGGGGAAAUGCUAACUUUUUUAUCAAGUUUUCCAAAGACAGAAUAGAUCACAAAGCUGAAGGAAUUGAAUAUUCCUGUGAUGGAGUAUAUACCUUCAAAAGGAUUAGCCCUUUCUCGAAGGAAAACAGCUGGGAAUUAAGUUCAUCCACUGGAAAUUGUUUUACAAUAGUCAAAAUAUUUAAAACCUCAAGGCUCAGGAUCCCAUAGAUCGGAGCCUACGUUUCUGAUAAACUCUUAGUAAAGUUUUAGAGACUAGAAGCAACAUAGUUUGUGACACAUACGCGUUUCAAAAACUAGAGUAGAUUUUUACUGAAUAGUGGUUUAUCUGAUGGUAUAUGUUUCUUAAAAGUCCAAAUGUAAUAAAAGAAUGGAAAAAAGA